This is a messenger RNA of Musa acuminata AAA Group (dessert banana), 1635 nucleotides long. RefSeq names its product phenylalanine--tRNA ligase, chloroplastic/mitochondrial. Gene Ontology annotation, biological process: phenylalanyl-tRNA aminoacylation. The transcript has 10 exons. Bases 87 to 1427 code for a protein of 446 amino acids. Gene Ontology annotation, cellular component: mitochondrion; cytoplasm. Gene Ontology annotation, molecular function: tRNA binding; ATP binding; phenylalanine-tRNA ligase activity. The record is from RefSeq and is a predicted model, not a curated record. Lineage: Eukaryota; Viridiplantae; Streptophyta; Magnoliopsida; Zingiberales; Musaceae.
GCGACCGAAGCCGAUCAAAUCCUUUUGCGGCUGAGGGAGCGAGUCGUAGGUCUCCUCUUCCCCGAUCCACUGAGUUGGACGACAGCAUGCUUAUCCGAAGGAUCACCUGCGCCCGCGCGCUUCCUCUCUCCAUCCCUAUGGCCACUUCCCCUCUCUUCUCCCACCUCAAACCCCCCUCCCCUUCCUCCCCGCUUCCUCCCCGCGUCCUCUCCUCUUCCCGUUCUUUCCCUUUCUCGUCUCUCGCCUCCGCCUCUCCCAGCAAGCCCUCCUCUAAGAGGGCCAACCCGCCGAUCGCAGCUCUCGUCGAGGUUGGCGGCGUCAAGAUCGCCAAAGAUGAUGUGGUGCGGGAGAGCGAUCCCACGAACAACGUGCCCGACAAUAUAUUUUCCAAGAUUGGCUUGCAGCUGCACCGGAGGGAUAACCAUCCAAUUGGGAUUUUGAAGAAUGCCAUUUAUGAUUACUUCGAUACCAGUUACUCCUCCAAGUUCGUCAAGUUUGACGACCUUUGUCCCAUUGUUUCAGUCCAGCAGAAUUUUGAUGAGGUGUUGGUUCCUGCUGAUCAUGUAAGCAGGAGUUAUAAUGAUACAUACUAUGUUAAUGCAGACACUGUUUUAAGGUGUCAUACAAGUGCUCAUCAGGCAGAGCUAUUGAGGGAUGGACACAGCUAUUUUCUUGUAACAGGGGAUGUCUAUCGUCGAGAUUCCAUUGAUUCAACUCACUAUCCUGUGUUUCAUCAGAUGGAAGGGGUUCGUGUCUUCUCUCCAGAUGAAUGGGAAGGUAGUGGUGCUGAUGCACCAUCUUAUGCAGCCAUGGACCUAAAGAAGUGUCUUGAGGGGUUGGCAAGGCAUCUUUUUGGUGCUGUGGAAAUGCGGUGGGUUGAUACUUAUUUUCCCUUCACCAACCCAUCAUUUGAGUUAGAGAUUUAUUUUCAGGAAAGAUGGAUGGAAGUGUUGGGAUGUGGAGUGACUGAACAGGAGAUUCUUAGUAGAAACGGUAGAAAGGAUUGUGUUGCAUGGGCCUUCGGGCUUGGAUUAGAAAGACUUGCAAUGGUUCUCUUCGAUAUACCAGAUAUUCGGCUUUUCUGGUCCACUAAUCAGCGAUUUACUUCACAAUUCUCAGAGGGCAAGCUUGGUGUCAAGUUCAAACCUUUUUCAAAGUUUCCUCCCUGCUAUAAGGAUAUCAGUUUUUGGAUCACCGACUCCUUUACGGAGAACAAUUUAUGUGAAGUCGUUAGAGGAAUUGCUGGGGAUCUUGCAGAGGAGGUGAAGUUGAUCGACAAUUUCACUAAUAAAAAGGGCAUGACCAGCCAUUGUUAUAGAAUAGCAUUCAGAUCGAUGGAACGCUCACUUACAGAUGACGAGAUAAACCAGUUGCAGUGGAAUGUUAGAGAAGCAGUGCAGAACAAGUUACAUGUCACACUAAGAUAAGAGCCAAGUCUAAUAGCCCAAUGUUCUUAUUUUAUAUGAAGUUGCAUGAUCGAGUUGAAUUUUGAUAUUAUUAAGCUCAUUACAAAGUAUUUUUCAUUCAAUAAUGCUUGUAAGGACUGUGUUUAAAUGUAAUACCCCCUAUUAUUUUUUAGUGACAAUGAUGUUAAGACAAUUUGCAUGAUUAUGAUAAUGAUUUCUAUUUGAAGUA